AGGGAGGGAGCGAAGGAGGUAGAGAGGAGCGGAGGAGAGGGGAGGGAGCGCAGCUUGGUUGCUCCGUAGUACGGCGGCUCGCGAGGGAGAAUCCCGAGCGGGCUCCGGGGCGCACGGGCGCACGGGCGGGCGGGGAUGGUGUGCGGGGCUGCGGCUCCUGCGUCCCUCCCCGCGGCGAGUGAGCUGCACUGAUUUGUCCCUGGGGCGGCAGCGCGGACCCGCCCGGAGAUGAGGCGUCGAUUAGCAAGGUAAAAGUGACAGAACCAUGGCUCAGUUUCCAACACCUUUUGGAGGCAGCCUGGAUAUCUGGGCCAUAACUGUAGAAGAAAGAGCAAAGCAUGAUCAACAGUUCCAUAGUUUAAAGCCAAUAUCUGGAUUUAUUACUGGUGAUCAAGCUAGAAACUUUUUUUUUCAAUCUGGGUUACCUCAACCUGUUUUAGCACAGAUAUGGGCGCUAGCUGACAUGAACAAUGAUGGACGAAUGGAUCAAGUGGAGUUUUCCAUAGCUAUGAAACUCAUCAAACUCAAGCUGCAAGGAUAUCAACUUCCUUCUGCACUUCCCCCCGUCAUGAAACAGCAACCAGUUGCUAUUUCUAGCGCACCAGCCUUUGGUAUAGGAGGUAUUGCCAGCAUGCCACCACUUACAGCUGUUGCUCCAGUGCCAAUGGGAUCCAUUCCAGUUGUCGGAAUGUCUCCACCUCUAGUAUCUUCUGUUCCUACAGCAGCAGUGCCUCCCCUGGCUAACGGGGCUCCCCCUGUUAUACAACCUCUGCCUGCAUUUGCUCAUCCUGCAGCCACAUUGCCAAAGAGCUCUUCCUUCAGUAGAUCUGGUCCCGGGUCACAAUUAAACACUAAGUUACAGAAGGCACAGUCAUUUGAUGUGGCUAGUGUCCCUCCCGUGGCAGAAUGGGCUGUCCCUCAGUCAUCCAGACUUAAAUACAGACAGUUAUUCAACAGUCAUGACAAAACUAUGAGUGGACACUUAACAGGUCCACAAGCAAGGACUAUUCUUAUGCAAUCAAGUUUGCCACAGGCUCAGCUGGCUUCAAUAUGGAAUCUUUCUGACAUUGAUCAAGAUGGAAAACUCACAGCAGAAGAAUUUAUCUUGGCUAUGCACCUAAUUGAUGUAGCUAUGUCUGGCCAACCACUGCCACCUGUCCUGCCUCCAGAGUACAUUCCACCUUCCUUUAGACGAGUUCGAUCUGGCAGUGGUAUAUCAGUCAUCAGCUCAACAGCAGUAGAUCAGAGGUUACCAGAGGAACCAGUUUUAGAAGAUGAACAACAACAACUAGAAAAGAAAUUACCUGUAACCUUUGAAGAUAAGAAGCGUGAGAAUUUUGAACGUGGCAAUCUGGAACUCGAGAAACGGAGACAAGCGCUCUUGGAGCAGCAGCGCAAAGAGCAAGAGCGCCUGGCACAGCUUGAACGUGCAGAGCAAGAACGGAAAGAGCGGGAGCGCCAGGAGCAAGAGCGCAAAAGGCAACUGGAGUUGGAGAAACAACUGGAAAAGCAACGGGAGCUAGAACGUCAGAGAGAAGAGGAGAGGAGGAAAGAAAUUGAGAGACGAGAGGCUGCAAAGAGAGAACUUGAAAGACAGCGGCAACUGGAAUGGGAACGAAAUCGAAGACAAGAGCUACUCAAUCAGAGAAACAAAGAACAAGAAGACAUAGUUGUACUGAAAGCAAAGAAGAAGACUCUAGAAUUUGAAUUAGAAGCUCUUAAUGAUAAAAAGCAUCAACUAGAAGGAAAACUUCAAGAUAUCAGGUGUCGAUUGACCACCCAACGGCAAGAAAUUGAGAGUACAAAUAAAUCCAGAGAGUUGAGAAUUGCUGAAAUCACCCAUCUACAGCAACAAUUACAGGAAGCCCAGCAAAUGCUUGGAAGACUUAUUCCAGAAAAGCAGAUACUCAAUGACCAAUUAAAACAAGUUCAACAGAACAGUUUGCACAGAGAUUCACUGCUUACACUCAAAAGAGCGUUAGAAGCAAAAGAACUAGCUCGGCAGCAGCUACGCGAUCAACUGGAUGAAGUUGAGAAAGAAACCAGAUCAAAACUACAGGAGAUUGAUAUUUUCAAUAAUCAGCUGAAGGAACUAAGAGAAAUACAUAGUAAGCAACAACUCCAGAAACAAAAGUCCAUAGAGGCCGAACGUCUGAAACAGAAAGAACAAGAGCGAAAAACCAUAGAAUUAGAAAAACAAAAAGAAGAAGCCCAAAGACGAGCUCAGGAGAGGGACAAGCAGUGGAUUGAGCAUGUGCAGCAGGACGAUGAGCAUCAGCGGCCAAGGAAGAUCCAUGAUGAAGAAAAACUCCGAAGGGAAGAGAGUGUCAAAAAGAAGGACAGUGAGGAAAAAAGCAAACUGGACACGCAAGACAAGAUGAGUCGGCUUUUCCACCAGCAUCAAGAGCCAGCCAAGCCAGCUGUCCAGGCACCCUGGUCCACCACAGAAAAAGGCCCACUUACAAUUUCUGCACAGGAGAACGUAAAGGUGGUGUAUUACCGAGCGCUCUAUCCCUUCGAAUCCAGAAGUCAUGAUGAGAUCACGAUCCAGCCUGGAGACAUAGUAAUGGUGGAUGAAAGCCAAACUGGAGAACCGGGCUGGCUUGGAGGAGAAUUAAAAGGAAAGACGGGAUGGUUCCCUGCUAACUACGCAGAGAAAAUCCCAGAAAACGAGGUGCCCGCUCCAGUCAAACCCGGGCCCGACCUCACCUCUGCCCCUGCGCCCAAACUGGCCGUGCGUGAGACCCCCGCUCCGGUGGCAGUGAGCGCUCCGGAGCCCUCCACGACCCCCAACAGCUGGGCUGACUUCAGCUCCACGUGGCCCACCAGCACGAAUGAGAAGCCAGAAACCGACAACUGGGAUGCAUGGGCAGCCCAGCCCUCACUCACUGUUCCCAGUGCUGGCCAGCUAAGGCAGAGAUCAGCGUUUACUCCAGCCACGGCCACUGGCUCCUCUCCAUCUCCCGUUUUAGGCCAGGGUGAGAAGGUGGAAGGGCUACAAGCACAAGCCCUGUAUCCUUGGAGAGCCAAAAAAGACAACCACUUAAAUUUUAACAAAAAUGACGUCAUCACCGUCCUGGAACAGCAAGACAUGUGGUGGUUUGGAGAAGUCCAAGGUCAGAAGGGUUGGUUCCCCAAGUCUUACGUGAAACUCAUUUCAGGGCCCAUAAGGAAAUCCACAAGCAUGGAUUCUGGUUCUUCAGAAAGUCCCGCUAGUCUAAAGAGAGUAGCUUCCCCAGCAGCCAAGCCGGCCAUUUCGGGAGAAGAAUUUAUUGCCAUGUACACUUACGAGAGUUCUGAGCAAGGCGAUUUAACGUUUCAGCAAGGGGAUGUGAUUUUGGUUACCAAGAAAGAUGGUGACUGGUGGACAGGAGCAGUGGGCGACAAGUCCGGAGUCUUCCCUUCUAACUAUGUGAGGCUUAAAGAUUCAGAGGGCUCUGGAACUGCUGGGAAAACAGGGAGUUUAGGAAAAAAACCUGAAAUUGCACAGGUUAUCGCCUGCUACACAGCUACUGGUCCCGAGCAGCUCACCCUGGCCCCUGGUCAGCUGAUUUUGAUCCGAAAAAAGAACCCAGGCGGUUGGUGGGAAGGAGAGCUGCAAGCCCGUGGGAAGAAGCGCCAGAUAGGCUGGUUCCCCGCGAAUUAUGUAAAACUUUUGAGCCCUGGCACGAGCAAAAUCACUCCAACGGAGCCACCUAAGCCCACGGCGUUCCCGGCAGUGUGCCAGGUGAUCGGCGUGUACGACUACAGCGCCCAGAACGACGACGAGCUGGCCUUCAGCAAGGGCCAGAUCAUCAACGUCCUCAACAAAGACGACCCGGACUGGUGGAAGGGCGAGGUCAACGGGCAAGUGGGGCUCUUCCCCUCCAACUACGUGAAGCUGACCACGGACAUGGACCCAAGCCAGCAAUGGUGCUCAGACUUACACCUCUUGGAUAUGUUGACCCCAACGGAGAGAAAGCGACAAGGAUACAUCCAUGAGCUCAUUGUCACAGAGGAGAACUAUGUGAAUGACCUGCAGCUGGUCACAGAGAUCUUUCAGAAACCCCUGAUGGAGUCUGAGCUGCUGACAGAAAAAGAGGGUGCUAUGAUUUUUGUUAACUGGAAGGAGCUGAUUAUGUGUAAUAUCAAACUAUUGAAAGCGCUGAGGGUCCGCAAGAAGAUGUCGGGGGAGAAGAUGCCCGUGAAGAUGAUCGGCGACAUCCUGACGGCGCAGCUGCCGCACAUGCAGCCUUACAUCCGCUUCUGCAGCUGUCAGCUCAACGGGGCUGCCCUCAUCCAGCAGAAGACCGACGAGGCCCCGGACUUCAAGGAGUUUGUCAAAAGGCUGGCAAUGGACCCUCGAUGUAAAGGGAUGCCACUCUCUAGUUUUAUCCUGAAGCCUAUGCAACGCGUAACGAGAUACCCACUGAUCAUUAAAAAUAUCCUGGAAAACACUCCUGAGAACCACCCCGACCACAGCCACCUGAAGCACGCCCUGGAGAAGGCCGAAGAGCUGUGUUCACAGGUGAACGAAGGGGUGCGCGAGAAGGAGAACUCCGACCGCCUCGAGUGGAUCCAGGCGCACGUGCAGUGCGAAGGCCUGUCCGAGCAACUUGUGUUCAAUUCAGUGACCAAUUGCUUGGGGCCACGCAAGUUUCUGCACAGUGGGAAACUCUACAAGGCCAAGAGCAACAAGGAGCUGUAUGGCUUCCUCUUCAACGACUUCCUCCUGCUGACCCAAAUCAUAAAGCCCUUGGGCUCUUCCGGCACCGACAAAGUCUUCAGUCCCAAAUCUAACCUGCAGUAUAAAAUGUACAAAACACCUAUUUUCCUGAAUGAGGUUCUAGUAAAAUUACCCACUGACCCUUCUGGAGAUGAGCCCAUCUUCCACAUCUCCCACAUUGACCGAGUCUACACCCUCCGAGCCGAAAGCAUAAAUGAAAGGACUGCCUGGGUGCAGAAAAUCAAAGCUGCUUCAGAACUUUAUAUAGAGACUGAGAAGAAGAAGCGGGAGAAGGCGUACCUGGUCCGUUCCCAAAGGGCGACAGGUAUUGGAAGGUUGAUGGUGAACGUCGUUGAGGGCAUUGAGCUGAAACCCUGUCGAUCACAUGGAAAGAGUAACCCGUACUGUGAGGUGACCAUGGGUUCCCAGUGUCACAUCACCAAGACGAUCCAGGACACUCUGAAUCCCAAGUGGAAUUCCAACUGCCAGUUCUUCAUCAAAGACCUGGAGCAGGAGGUCCUGUGCAUCACCGUGUUUGAGAGGGACCAGUUCUCUCCAGACGAUUUUUUGGGUCGGACAGAGAUCCGUGUGGCCGACAUCAAGAAGGACCAGGGUUCCAAGGGUCCAGUUACAAAGUGUCUCCUGCUACACGAAGUUCCCACAGGAGAGAUUGUGGUCCGCUUGGACCUGCAGCUGUUUGAUGAGCCAUAGGGAAGUGGGCCCAGGCUGUGCUUGGCAAAGUUCCAGCCCCAGGCGGCAGAUGCAAUCUGGAAAAAUGCAUUGCUUCCCUUAGACCUCCGUUUGACGUUCAGCCACAGGGCAACGAGACAGUGAAGACAGGCCCCUCAAAACUUCUAGGAAUAAUUCUCGACAAUCCUUCCCCCACCCCCAAACAAUUUCCCACUUUAUGAAACAAAACUGUGUCUUCCUUAGUCCCCACUUCUGGUCUCAUCAUGGCUUCUAGGGGCUUUGAAAUCCCAUAGCCCCCAGCUAGAUUCGAUUGGGAAUCUGGCCCAUUCCUGGGCCUGAGGCGUGGGUCUGGUUUAUAGAUUUAUAAAUGCAAUGUCUGGAUUUUUGGAGAACUCAUGUAACGCUACUUCUUAUCUCCACCAGUCCCUGAAUAGGCCCUUUGAUCUAUGACGCCUAGUCCGUCGUGCGUUUAGAAAUAAUUAUGAAGGUCCUGCCGCUGCUCCAGAAUCUCACUCCCCUACUGGGACCUUAUUGGAAAUGCUGCCCUGGAUAUGAUCCCUCGGGGAGAUGGUCUCCUGAUCAGACGAUGCGCUAGCUCUUUGAAGAGCUGGUCCAUGGAAGAUUCUAGCAGGUGCAUUGUUAGAGCCAUUCCAGUCCCCUCCAGGUCUUUUUAUUGAUAGAUGUCAAUGAGAACUAUCACUAGCUACUAUCAGGUGAUUGAGUAUUGAUUUCCAGCAUGAUUGGAAGACGGUUAAGGAAGUUUGUUACCUACAAAGUUGUACUCUGCUGGAUUAGAUCACCACAGGUCACCUGAAAGGCUGCUUUACAAUAUCAUUGGGUCCUGGUUGCCAGCCCAGUUGGAAAAUUCUCUUUGCCUUGGAGGUCCUAUGAUGUUUCAUGACAAGAGUCAUUGCUGGUGACCAGCUUUGAGCCCAUUUUUGCUUGAGUGUGGCGGAUCCUAAUUGUCAUGGGAAAUCCCAGCAGCCGUAUUUGGUGUGUUCCCAAGAAAGACGUCCCCAAGAUGUGAAAAAAGGAAAGUGACAAUUUGGAAGUGGGGUGGAAAGAUGUGAAGGAACUCCAUCAUGUGGUGGCGGGAAGGCUCUAGGAGCAUCCAAGCCUCACAAAUCUGGGGAGGAAGACCUAAGACUCUCCCGUCCUCUUCCGCACACAACCAACCUCUCAGUAAUGGAAAUACACGUGCUUGUUGCCAGAGUCGGGAGUGUAUGACCCUGUGCCAAGCUGGUUUGAGUUCUUUGAUCCCCCGCCCCCCACCCCCUCCUUAAAUGCCGGGAGAUAGGCUGGUUAACUAGGUAGUAACUUGAUUUGCUAAUGAAAAGUGUUGGGAUCGUCUUUUGUUCGCAUGUGACUGUCCUCCUAAUCCCAGUUCGUCGUGGUCAUGAAAUGUUCUUUGCAUGUUCUCUUGGCACUGGAGUCUAGCUUUCCUGUGUUAGACGGUGUUCUCUCUGAUUGUAGGUCCUUAGCAUCUAACUAGGGCUGUAGAAGUGCUUUUAUAGACGGUAGCAUCAACAUAGUGGCCGAGUCCCCACUUUGCGGAGAACUGAAUGCGUAGUGUCAUAAUUUCCCAUAAGAGCCCUGUCAUAUUUCAAGCAAUUUUUAAAACGUGUGUGUGUGUGUGUGUUAGAAGGGGCAACAAAGUUUACAUUUCAUACUUUUAAGAAACACUUUAUUAUUUAUUUAUUGAAGAUAGUGUAGACUUUUGUAUCGAGAACAACAGACAAGUAUUUUUUAAAACAGACACACCCUUUAGUUAGAAACUUUCAACUGAGCACUGUUACAGACCAAGUCUAACUUCAGGCAUGCAUUUGUUUACCACUUCCCAGAAGAAAAUACGGUUAGAAUUACCUUACGUUUAUAUUUUUUGACGUUGUUAAGAAACUGUGUGAGAUUAAAUCUAUAAAUAGACAUACAACUCAUGCGCUCCUAUUUCUAUAACCAAUCCAGUUUGUUCAGUGUAUUAUACGAAGGCCAUGCUCUAGGGUAGAGACCAAAUGUAUGUGGUGUGUAAAUGGGGUAGUCCUGAAUCACCAUUCCGAUCCCUUUCCUUCUGGGAGGAAAAGACCUUUUUUCUUCACUGGCUUUCUUUCUGUGUCGUGCUGGUCGUCACUGUUUAUGCAGGUAGGAUGUGAUGUGAACAGUAACAAGCAUCUUGUAACCCUUGUAGGUCUGCGAGGUCACCCUCUCACAGCGUCCCAUUAUCAGAAUUAAUGUGGCAUGAAAAAGCAGUAUGUGAGUCUUUUCCCCAAGUGACACUAUAUAGAGCAUCUGAGAUGCUCCUCCGGGGUAGCAGCUCUGGAUCGGUGUCCUUGCGCUCGCUGGCGUAAUUUGUACUGUGACCCAGCCUAUUUGUGGGUGAGUUAAUCUGCCCCUCGGAUCCAGCUGUGACUCAGCAGUCAUGUUGGGGGGCUAGAGACGCGUGGGCAGUGCAUGGGGUCUCUUUGACCUCUAUUCCUUCGCUUCUGCUUUGUUGGCUGCCUGGGCUAAAAUUCAUAGAGAUGAAAUGUCUCUUUCCAAUAAGCGAUCUGCUUCCUAGCUCUUUGCUUCUUAGAUGCCGGGUUUCUGUAGGCCACUGUAUCCUGGCAUCCUGACCCCGGCCCUCCAGACGCCCCUGCAAGCUUCCUUUCUUCUCUGAGCCACAUUGACCUCCUCUAGCCCAGCAAGGGGCUUUUCUGCUCACAGGCUGUGUGCUGAGAACAGGAGCCCUUGGACUGGAGCUUUUUGUAGAAUAGCUUUCCUAAAGGGACAAUCCAUAUAUCAGUCCCUCUGGGGCAGGGCUUCUCUGGGUGACACUGUCUCCCCUGGCAGGCAGGCAGGCAGGCAGGCAGGCAGGGAGGGAGGGAGGCAGGGAGGGAGGGAGGCAGCAUCUCCUGGAACCAGGAGAGCCUGGAGGGUGUUUUACACUCAGAUCCCAAGCUUGCCUGACUCCAGAAGGGGGGCUCUUCUAGGCUAGGGUCACCAGGGAUGCUUGAGAAAUUGGGCCAGGUUUCCUUAUCUGAUUGCUUGGAUAAUGUGUCUCUGUCCUCCGAUGGCAGAGGAGAGAGCUGUGCUCCAAAGAACAUUAAUGUUAAAAGGGACUUCUUUUUCCUCUUUGCUUUUUGAACAACUUGAGCAUGAACUUAAAGUAUGUGAAAGUAACUGAUUUCAUCCAGUGGAGUAGCACGGAAUUUGAAAAAAAAAAAAAACAUCAGAAAGUGGGUAGAUCGAUCACUUGCAUCUUGGUGACCUUGGUAACCAACCCCCUGGUGUCUUUUGGGGUGGGAAUGAGGUCAGGGGAUGGGGUGCUGGAGCCACCGGAGAAGGAUGAUUGCAGGCCUGCCGUCUAAGACCAGGCAAGAGGGCUGUCUCUCCAGGAGCUUGGCUGGUGCGAUCAUAAGCCACUGACCAUACAGAGAAGGAGUGUUCUAGAAUCCCAGGGGAUUAGAGAAGAGGGGAAUGGAUGAGGUGCUUCAGGUUUUAUUCAGAAGGCUGGAGAUUUGGGAAUAUAUUUUAGAGUUUGCCAACACUUUGUAUGGGGAGAAAAAGACAAUCUCUACCCCAGAUAGUUUUUGCUAGUUGGGUGGGCCGGUUCAUAAGAAGAAAAUCUGUUACUGUGCGGAACAACUUGAAGAAUUUCCAUUGGAAACAGCUAGUGGGUUUUAAAUUUUAUUUCAUGGGCUUUCUUUCCUUUUAUUUUCUUUUGACUGCCUUCUCUUUUGAGGUUGGAGGUGAAUUUUACCGCAAACGCCAGCACUUUGAAACGGACACCUGCGUACUUGAGAGGUGCAGAGUGGGUUCAGACUCGAGGUGAACAUGAGGUCAGCAGGGGGUCUGCUUACUCGGGAUGGACUUGCUCCAUGAGUUUAGAGCCCCCCAAGCCGGAAGGGAGAAGGCGAGGGGAGGAAAAUGAAAUAUCCUGGAUGCUCCUCCUCUGCCUUCAGGUGUAGAGGCCUGAGUUCCCACCAGGGAAAGGCAUAGUUGGAGGCACCAGAAACUAAGGACACGGUGCAGGCCUCAGACGCUGUGGUCGGAGCAGCCCUAUGAGGUACUUGGUAAAAGUGACACCUCCGGUUUGCACCCUGGAAGGCAACGCCUCCUUCUCUCAUACCCCGAGGUGCCGAAAUGCCCCUUCCUGCCGGGAAUGGCCCGGGUCAGCAGCCAGGACUCUCCUGGCAGUGCUCCGAGCCAUGUUUUGUGGGGGCUGCUUCAUAUCCUAUCAAUCAAGUUGGCAUGUUUAUCGUACUUGGAAAACAGCCAUGUAUUUCACAUUGAGGAAAGGAAAGUUCUGGAACUCCCAUUCCCUCACCUCACCUGGUGUCAGAUCCAGGGUGUGUUUGUAGGUCAUCCAGCUCAAUUAAGGUACCUAACCUGAUACCUGUAGCGCCAGAAUCGAUUCCUGACAAGCAGGGAAAUCUUACUCCACGUGAAGGAUAGAAACGUCUAACAGCUCUCUGUCUUGGGAGCAUUAAAGCCCAGAGGCCCACGUGUUGGGCUCUGUUAGUAACAGAGCCAGUGAUACUAAUAGUACAUGUUCAUCCAGGGAGUCCCCAUCCUGCUCCAGAGCCCUGUCCUAGGGACUGGGAGGUGGGCAGGGGGUCCUGCCUCUGUGGCUUUUGUGGCCUGCUUGUGGAUCUGAUUUUAAGCUAUUUGAAAAAUACCCAAGCUUAUAAAAAUUCACCUCCCCCCCUAAAUAAUCAUAUCAGUGACGUGCAGAUCAGCUCCUAAGACAAGAGGAACCCUCAUUACUCCGGCCUUGGGGGACCAGAUAACACACACAUAAUCAUUUUUGUGGGCACUAUGUGUGGUUGUCAUAUUUCGGGUAAAUUUGCCCCAAUUGUAUGUCAGGGCUUUUGUGGGUCGUUUUUUUUUUUUUUUUUUUCUUUUUUUUUGUGAGUCGUUUUUAACAGGCUUCUGUUCUACUUUCUAUACCAGCUUCUGUUGUUCAGCUCCUCUGACUAGUGUGACUAUCUUAGUGUUCAAAGCCCACCAAGUAAAACCGUGUCCAGAGGUGGGCUCAUUUGGUCAACCUUCAAAAAAAAAAAAAAAAAAAAGUGAACCUUUCUCUGAUACUUCCUGAGAAUUAACCAGUAACCAGGGUUUCUUCUUUUUAUGCAGUAGGAGGAAUGGAGAUUUUUUUUUUUCUUCUCGGAACACUGGUUUUUUUGUACUUUUGUCGUUCAAAAAAAAAUAACAUUCCUGUGUGGCUGUGUUUCUAAAACUCGGUUCCUUUGCAUUUCUCCUCUUAGGCGCAAAUGGCUUUCUUCCUCCUGUUUCUCCAUCUAAGAAGAUGGGGGGCCGCGGGCCUGGAGGGUGGUCGGGGAACCUGGGCCGAGUCUGAUGGGGGAAGCCCGUGCUGCCCCCACUGUGGCCGCCAAGGGGCGAUCUCCAGCUGGAGACCUUGGGGUCCCCGGGGUGUGACUGUGCUCGCGGGGCCACCCCGGGGCCCGCCCGUGGGUGGGGAGGGCAGGACGUGGGCCCAGAGCCAGCACCCACAGGGUACCUAGUGACCCUGUGCCUCCCCCUGGGCCGGGGUGUUCAGCGUGCCCCCGUUUGUGAGAGCUCCUGAGGUCCACCCCAGGGGUCUCAGGUGUAAGUUGGGGGUGUCCCCCACUGUCUGCCCACCCCCAGGAGGCGCCCUCUCCCACAGGGGCCCUAGGGGUCAGGCCUCCUCUACUGGGAUUGGAUAAUAGAGUCUCUGUUUUUCUUAAAAAGAUUUUAUUUACUCAUUUUUUAAAAAGAUGCUAUUUAUUUAUUCAUGAGAGACACACAGAGAGAGGCAGAGACACAGGCAGAGGGAUAAGCAGGCUCCCUGCAAGGAGCAGGAUGCGGGAUUCGAUCUGAGGACCCUGGGAUCAAGGCCUGGGCUGAAGACAGAUGCCCAACCACUGAGCCACCCAAGUGUCCCUCCUGGGAGACUAGGACUUGCCAAAUUUCAGAUGCAGAGGAUU
This is a messenger RNA of Canis lupus familiaris (dog), 11337 nucleotides long. It is a transcript of the gene ITSN1, whose product is annotated as intersectin 1. Gene Ontology annotation, biological process: positive regulation of Rho protein signal transduction; intracellular signal transduction; endosomal transport. Bases 266 to 5416 code for a protein of 1716 amino acids. NCBI's taxonomy places the organism in Eukaryota, Metazoa, Chordata, Mammalia, Carnivora, Canidae. The record is from RefSeq and is a predicted model, not a curated record. The transcript has 39 exons. Gene Ontology annotation, cellular component: cytoplasm; plasma membrane; clathrin-coated pit. Gene Ontology annotation, molecular function: calcium ion binding; molecular adaptor activity; protein binding.